Lutzomyia longipalpis is the source of this 2507-nucleotide messenger RNA. It is a transcript of the gene Cyp4c3, whose product is annotated as cytochrome P450 4c3. The transcript has 8 exons. The record is from RefSeq and is a predicted model, not a curated record. NCBI's taxonomy places the organism in Eukaryota, Metazoa, Arthropoda, Insecta, Diptera, Psychodidae. Bases 637 to 2325 code for a protein of 562 amino acids. Gene Ontology annotation, molecular function: monooxygenase activity; oxidoreductase activity, acting on paired donors, with incorporation or reduction of molecular oxygen; iron ion binding.
UCCCAUACAAUCCAUUGAGUGGUCAAUUUGUUCAGUAUAGCAUUGUCUGUCUUCACUCUGCGUUUGAUCGCUCACCAGAGAAGUUAACACACCGGGCUCUUCUUCAUUUCAUCUUUCUUAGUGAUCUUAAGUUGUGAUCUUAGUCCGCAGAUUGAUCGGACUUCUUUCAAGGGGUUUAAAGUGAAAUUGAUAUGGUGCCUUCAUCAUUUGGUAUCAUGAACAAAAUAAAAUUUUUUGCUACCUAUGUAAUAAUGUUUUUUAUCAAAGUUUAAGUGCAAAGUCCAGAGACAUUAUCGCAAAGUUUUCGCAAUUGAAAAAGUCUAUUCAUGUGAAAUCAAUUAUUUUCAGACUUUAAUCGACACUGAUAAGUUUUUCUGUGCGAGUUUCUGCAUCUGGACAAAAAAAUUUAAUUUAAUUUAGCGGCAAAAUAUUGAAGAGUCAUAUAUCUGGCUUAUCAGUGAAUGUGGGUGAACAUUGGACCAAUUAAGUGUUUUUAAUAUUAAAAUUUUCAUCAAAUGCAGUGACGGUGAAAUUGAACAAGUCACAAUAUUAAUACUGCAUAUGGAUUUAUCAUAAGUGGUUUAUAAAUAAUAAUACAGUGUAUGCAAUCCCAAUAGCUCCAAUUAAAAAAUCAAGAUGAAUUUAAUAUUGGGAAAAAGUGUCAUACUGAGCAGAAUGUAUCAGUACUUAAUGUAUUUAUCUCCAAUUACGCUCCUCAUUUACGUUCUUUUGAUCACACUUAUCAUUAUGUACAAUAAACGAAGAGCGCGACUUGUGAAAUUAAUUGAUAAAAUUCCUGGCCCACCCGGUAUACCAAUUUUGGGUAACACCAUCGAAAUUAACGUUGAUCAUGAUGAAUUAUUCACGAGAAUACUUGGCAUGAGAACACUAUGGGGGCGAAGACAAGGAUUUUGUAGGGCUUGGAUUGGGACGCAACCAUACGUUUUCAUAUCCAAACCAUCAGUUGUUGAGCCCAUAUUAGGAAGCCCCAAACAUAUUGACAAAAGUUCAGAUUACAACUAUCUACAUCCCUGGCUUGGAACUGGAUUACUCACAAGUUCCGGAAUAAAAUGGCAUUCCCGUAGAAAGAUUUUGACACCAGCUUUUCACUUCAAAAUCCUUGAAGAUUUUAUCGAUGUGUUCUCGGAGCAAAGCUCCAUUUUAGCAUCGAAAUUGGCUGUCGAAGUUGAGAAAGAGUCUUUUAAUAUCUUCCCUUACGUGACUCUCUGUACUCUUGAUAUUGUUUGUGAGACGGCGAUGGGUAGACAAGUCAAUGCCCAGAGCAACAGUGAUUCAGAAUACGUUAAGGCGGUUUAUGAAAUUGGGGCGAUUGUUUUGAAUCGUCAGGCAAAAAUAUGGCUUCAGCCUGAUAUAAUAUUCAGGCGAACCAAGCAUUUUGCGGACCAUCAGCGCUGCCUAAAGGUUCUUCAUGACUUCUCGUAUCGCGUUAUCAGGGAACGCAAAGAAAUGAUCAAGAAGGAGCAAAUGAAGAAAAUGCAGCAACUUGCUAACAAUAACAACAUUGGGGAUGGAUCUUGUAUCGUGGAGAGGGAUACAUCGGAUUCUGAAGAGGAGAGGAUGCAAUUCAUUACAUCCACGAGCAUGAAAGUGGAGGCCGAUGAGGAUGUUGUGGGAAAGAAGAAGAGACUCGCCUUUCUCGACCUCUUGAUUGAGGCCUCACAAGAUGGGAAGGUUCUUUCAAAUGAUGAUAUCCGAGAGGAGGUCGAUACAUUCAUGUUUGAAGGACAUGAUACCACGUCAGCUGCAAUCAGUUGGACUCUCUUCCUCAUUGGAUCUGACCCGGAAAUUCAAGAGCGCGUUAUAGAGGAGAUUGAUUUAGUAAUGGAUGGUGAUCGUGAGCGUGCACCAACAAUGAAGGAGCUUCUUGAUAUGAAAUAUUUGGAGUGCUGCAUAAAGGAAGCACUUCGACUCUACCCCAGUGUCCCCCUUAUUGCGCGCCAGAUUAAGGAAGAUGUACAAAUUGAUGAAUAUACCAUACCUGCAGGAACCACCGCUAUGAUUGUUACUUACAUGCUUCACAGAAAUCCCCAGAUCUACUACAAACCAGAACAAUUCAAUCCUGAUCGGUUCUUACCAGAAAACUGCCAGGGUCGUCAUCCUUAUGCGUACAUUCCUUUCAGUGCUGGCCCAAGAAAUUGCAUUGGGCAGAAAUUUGCAAUUCUCGAGGAAAAAUCAGUGAUCUCUGCUGUUCUGAGGAAAUAUAAAAUUGAAGCAGUUGACCGAAGAGAAGAUUUGACACUGAUGGGAGAAUUAAUUUUGCGACCCAAAGAUGGACUUCGUGUACGAAUUACACCCCGAAAAUAAUUUCCUUACCAAAAUUUACGAUAUAAAGCAAAUUUUGGACAACAUCAUAUUAUUUUAGUUUAACCGUAACAACACUAUACAUAUUGUAUGUGGAGCGUGUAUUUAUUAUUUUUAAAUACUCAAAAUGGCGAAAAACUAUUUUUAUAUCAAGUGAAAUAUUGUAAUAUGUAUUUAAUACUAAU